GUCACAGAAGCAGUCCCGAUACGGCGUAUAAAUAGUGGUAUGGAAUGUGUUGGACGGCAUCAGACAAGUUCAAGUUUUCGAACCUAAAGCACCAGAUCCAUAAUCAAAAUGUUCAAAUCCGCCGUCGUCGUUCUCGCUCUCGUCGCCUGCGCUGCUGCCAAGCCUGGACUCCUGGGUGCUCCCCUGGCAUACACUGCUCCUCUGGCUUACUCUGCUCCUGCUGCCGUGUUAGCUGCUCCCGCUCCAGUUGUGACCGCCACCAGUAGCCAGGUGAUCGCCAGGAACUACAAUGGAAUCGCCGCUGCUCCUGUGAUUGCUCCCGUUGCUGCUCCUCUGGCUGCUCCACUGGUGGCCAAGUACGCGGCUGCUCCUCUGGCUGCUCCAGUAGUGGCCAAGUACGCGGCCGCUCCUCUGGCUGCACCUCUGGCCUACUCCUCGCCAUUGGCUUACUCCGCACCACUGAGCUACGCCGCUGCUCCUGCACCAUUUCUCAUCUAAAUGUUUACGCUGUGAUUAUCUAGGACGAUAAAUGAAUAUAUAUAAACGCUUAUAUCGAUUAUAUGACCUCACA
Messenger RNA from Drosophila simulans, 571 nucleotides. RefSeq names its product calphotin. The coding region runs from base 109 to 498 and encodes 129 amino acids. The record is from RefSeq and is a predicted model, not a curated record. The transcript is spliced from 2 exons. Lineage: Eukaryota; Metazoa; Arthropoda; Insecta; Diptera; Drosophilidae.